AUGGUAAAUAUCUAUAGAAUUAUUCUUCUUUUGCAGGCUCUUCUGCAAGCCCACGACGUUGUAGCGCACGAAGUCUAUGGAGAAGACGCCGUACGAGUUACCCCUCCCCCACUCCUACCCUACCUCAAUGGUGGGGAGGAACUGGACGGCCCCAAUGGCGACCUGGAAAUGGAGAACGUUACCAGGGUGAGAUUGGUGCAGUUCCAGAAGAAUACCGACGAACCUAUGGGUAUAACGCUGAAGAUGGACGAAGAUGCAAAAUGUAUAGUGGCGAGGAUCAUGCAUGGUGGCAUGAUACAUCGCCAGGCUACCCUGCAUGUUGGUGAUGAAAUUCGAGAAAUCAACGGCAUACCUGUAGCCAAUCAGUCUGUCAAUGCAUUGCAACGGAUCCUUAGAGAAGCCCGCGGCUCUGUCACGUUCAAAAUAGUUCCCUCAUACCGAAGUGCCCCACCACCUUGCGAGAUAUUCGUUAGAGCUCAGUUUUGCUAUGAUCCUCUCGAAGACGAUCUCAUACCUUGCGCACAAGCUGGCAUCGCUUUCAAUAUUGGCGACAUCCUUCAGAUUAUCAGUAAGGACGAUCACCAUUGGUGGCAAGCCAGGAAAGACCAGGCUGGAUCAGCAGGGCUCAUACCCUCCCCUGAGCUGCAGGAAUGGAGAGCAGCCUGUGCAGCCAUGGAGAAAUCCAAGCAGGAACAAGUCAAUUGCUCAAUUUUUGGAAGAAAGAAGAAGCAGUACAAGGACAAGUAUCUGGCUAAACACAACGCAGUUUUCGACCAAUUAGAUUUAGUUACCUACGAAGAAGUUGUUAAAUUACCUAUGACUGAUCCCGCUUUCCAAAGAAAAACACUAGUGUUACUCGGUGCUCACGGCGUUGGAAGGAGACACAUAAAAAAUACGCUCAUAGCUAAACAUCCGGAUCAAUAUGCCUAUCCUAUUCCACAUACAACGAGGCAGCCUAGAGCUGACGAGGAAAAUGGACGUAACUAUUUUUUCGUCACUCAUGACGAAAUGAUGACUGACAUUUCGGCCAAUGAGUACCUCGAAUACGGUACUCAUGAGGACGCCAUGUACGGCACCAAGCUGGAUACGAUAAGAAAGAUCCACCAGGAGGGCAAGAUGGCCAUCUUGGACGUGGAGCCGCAGGCCCUGAAGGUGCUCAGAACAGCUGAGUUCGCCCCUUACGUCGUUUUUAUCGCGGCGCCGGUGCUGCAAAAUAUCGCAGACUUUGACGGCAGCCUGGAACGCCUAGCCAAGGAAUCGGAAAUGCUGCGCCACGCCUACGGCCACUACUUCGACCUCACCAUCGUCAACAACGACAUCGACGAGACGAUCGCCGCGCUGGAGACGGCCAUCGGCCGCGUCCAGACCACGCCCCAGUGGAUCCCCGUGUCCUGGGUCUACUGACAGCAGGAGAACCAGGACUAUUACGGGUCUCUGCAGUAUUUUUAACGUUGGCAGUACCGGGGGUGGUAGUGGACAGCCGGGGGCGCCCCUGGUUGUCGAAUACGACGAGGAUGAUCUGGUGUGAGGGUUGAACAUGUAACAAACUCGAAUUUUUGGCGAAAAAGGGACGAUUUUUAACGUUUUUGUUGUUAAGUCUUUGUUGAGUGUUUUAUUUUAAUAUAUUUAGUAGGUGUCUCAGUGCCCCGAUUUCAUUGGAUUGGAUUUUUUAAAGUAGAAACAUAAUACAGACCUGGCUAUUAUAAAAUUGUGGUCUGGAUUUUAACGUGAUGAUAAAGACAGUGAUAAAGUAUAAAUACAAACGUGUUAAAAAGAGAAAAAAUGGACUGCUUCAUUUGUUCUUUGUGGGGGUCAGUUGUGUUCCAUUUAAAAAAUAUAUAUAUAACUAUCCUAGAUCAUACAGACUUACGUGGAUAAGUAAAUCACUAUGGAAACUGUCGCAAACAUAUUAACGACUUCCAUUUAUCUUCUUUUUUUGUUGCAUACGCGGUGCUUCUACUCUAUCUAUCCUUGUCGAGGACCUAUCGUCCGCGCGCCAUAUUUAAACAUUAAUUUUAAAAAUUUAAUUUGUAAAAUGCUUAUAUUUGAACAAUAAAUUGAAUGUUCACUGUCUCAAAAAUUAAAUUAUAUAAAAAAUAAAUUUAUCCACUCCGUACGAAUAUCAAUAUUCUUAGGAAAUCUUACAAGAAAGUAUGCAUGUGGCUUAAUAUAAAUAAAAGAGCAACUGAAUACUUUACUUAUUGCCUAUGAAAAGAUAAUUCGGGAACCUUAUUAGAACUUUCACACACUAAACACUUUCUAGCCAUUUUUACGAGUAUUUAGAAAGUCCAACGAAAAAAA
This is a messenger RNA of Sitophilus oryzae (rice weevil), 2301 nucleotides long. It is a transcript of the gene CASK, whose product is annotated as peripheral plasma membrane protein CASK. Gene Ontology annotation, cellular component: plasma membrane; cell-cell junction. Gene Ontology annotation, biological process: regulation of neurotransmitter secretion. Bases 1 to 1404 code for a protein of 467 amino acids. Gene Ontology annotation, molecular function: signaling receptor binding. NCBI's taxonomy places the organism in Eukaryota, Metazoa, Arthropoda, Insecta, Coleoptera, Curculionidae. The transcript is spliced from 11 exons. The record is from RefSeq and is a predicted model, not a curated record.